Molecule: messenger RNA, 609 nt
Organism: Durusdinium trenchii
Lineage: Eukaryota; Dinophyceae; Suessiales; Symbiodiniaceae
Source: the annotation of a GenBank genome assembly
AUGCGGCUGCGUGCGGACCGCGGGGAGAGCAGGAGCUACCCAGAUCAGGACAUUUUAGACAUCCUCUUUAGCGACAAUAUCAAGCCACAGAAAGCCACCUUUAAAGAGCUCAACGUGGACCUCUCCUGCAUGGAUCUUCCGAUCCAGGAGGGCGGCCCGGUGCGCGGGCGGCAGAAGUUCGUGGAGCGGAAGAACUUCAUGCCCGAGCCGGUGCCACCACCGGAGACCCCGGGGAUGUGGUCGACGGAGGGGUGGAAGUGGUGCAAGGGAGGCCGCAAGUUGCUAGACACCUCACCUGAGUGGGGUGAAGAGAAAGCCCAGUUGCACCGAUCGCAGAGCUUACCACAGGCGAUGGGUGGUGCCUCCCUGCUACCCGGGGCGAACGGCGCCCCGGCGUCGCCCUUCCACGGCCUGGCCACGCGGCGCUUCGGGGAGGACCGCUGCUGCCGCUUCCGCCGCGCGACGCGGCCAGAGGACUCCGGCUGGGAUGGCCGCAUGCGCGGCUCCCUGCUGGCACGCCGGAACUGGGCGGGCACCGCGCCCGACAAGGCGAACAACGACGGAAGGGUGGGAAGGGUGGGUGUGGUGAGGAUCGGCCAACCCAAAUGA